Suhomyces tanzawaensis NRRL Y-17324 is the source of this 2475-nucleotide messenger RNA. RefSeq names its product aconitate hydratase (gene ACO2). The record is from RefSeq and is a predicted model, not a curated record. Lineage: Eukaryota; Fungi; Ascomycota; Pichiomycetes; Serinales; Debaryomycetaceae. The coding region runs from base 1 to 2364 and encodes 787 amino acids. Gene Ontology annotation, molecular function: aconitate hydratase activity; 4 iron, 4 sulfur cluster binding. Gene Ontology annotation, biological process: tricarboxylic acid cycle. The transcript has a single exon. Gene Ontology annotation, cellular component: mitochondrion; cytosol.
AUGUUGACCAGAAGAAGUAUCCGAAGACUUGCCACCAGGGCCUCGGAGUUUGCGGUGCCUGAAGCUUAUCAAUCUCGUACCCCACCAUAUGCUAAGUUGAUCCAGAACCUCAACACUGUCAAGAAGAUUGUGGAUAACAAGCCGUUGACGUUGGCAGAAAAGAUCUUGUACUCGCACUUGGUGAGUCCCGAGGAGAGCUUGGCCUCUUCCAACGGCCAAUUGUCCAACAUUAGAGGCGAGGUCUACUUGAAGUUGAAUCCUGACAGAGUCGCCAUGCAAGAUGCCUCCGCACAAAUGGCGUUGUUGCAGUUUAUGACCUGUGGCAUGCCAUCGACUGCCGUCCCAGCUUCGAUUCACUGUGACCACUUGAUUGUGGGGAAGGAUGGUGCUAAUGACGACUUGGAAAAGUCCAUCGCUACCAACAAGGAAGUCUUUGAUUUCUUGCAGAGUUGUGGGGAAAAAUACGGCAUCCAGUUCUGGGGCCCAGGAUCGGGUAUUAUCCACCAGAUCGUGUUAGAAAACUUCUCUGUUCCAGGUUUGAUGAUGUUGGGUACUGACUCCCAUACCCCCAAUGCUGGAGGUUUGGGUGCUAUUGCCAUUGGUGUGGGUGGUGCCGAUGCUGUGGAUGCCUUGACAGGCACUCCAUGGGAGUUGAAGGCCCCAAAGGUUUUGGGUGUCAAGUUGACUGGCCAAUUAUCUGGCUGGUCUUCUCCAAAGGAUGUUAUCACCAAGUUGGCUGGUAUUUUGACCGUCAGAGGUGGUACUGGAUACAUUGUCGAGUACUUCGGUGAAGGUGUUCAAACCUUGUCGUGUACCGGAAUGGCCACCAUUUGUAACAUGGGUGCUGAAAUCGGAGCAACCACUUCAACUUUCCCAUACACCGAGGCCCACAAGAGAUACUUGAUCCAAACUGGCAGAGAGCCAAUCACCAAGGCCGUGGAUGCUGCCAACAACCAACACAACUUCUUGAGAGCCGACGAGGGCGCCCAAUAUGAUAAGCUCAUCGAGAUCAACCUUUCCGAAUUGGAGCCUCAUGUCAAUGGUCCAUUCACUCCUGAUUUGUCUACUCCAAUCUCGUUAUUCGGCAAGACCACCAAGGAAGAAGGAUGGCCAGAGAAGGUCUCUGCUGGUUUGAUUGGCUCCUGUACCAAUUCCUCCUACCAGGAUAUGUCCAGAGCCGUUUCAAUCAUCCAACAAGCAGAAAAGGCAGGCCUCAAGCCAAAGAUUCCUUUCUUUGUCACCCCAGGGUCCGAGCAGAUUAGAGCCACUAUCGAAAGAGACGGUUUGAUCGACACUUUCGAGAGAAAUGGCGCCAUUGUGUUGGCCAACGCCUGUGGUCCAUGUAUUGGUCAAUGGGACAGAGUGGAUGUCGACAAGCAAUCCACCGACUCCAAUGCCAUUUUCACCUCCUUCAACAGAAACUUCAGAGCCAGAAAUGAUGGUAACAGAAACACCAUGAACUUCUUGACAUCUCCAGACAUGGUCACUGCCAUGAUUUACUCGGGUGACAUGCACUUCAACCCCCUUAAGGAUUCGAUCAAAUUGGACAACGGGGAGGAGUUCAGAUUCCAACCUCCUACUGGUGAAGAAUUGCCAAACAGCGGUUUCAUCAAGGGUCGUGAGGAGUUCUACCCUGAGGCACAGCCACAACCUAAGCCAGAUGUUGAGGUCAACGUUUCCCCAGAAUCCGACAGAUUGCAGUUAUUGGACCCCUUCAAGCCAUGGUCUGGCGAUGAAUUGUCUACUAACGUAUUGCUUAAGGUCGAGGGCAAGUGUACCACAGACCACAUUUCGGCUGCUGGUGCUUGGUUGAAGUACAAGGGUCACUUGGAAAACAUUUCAUACAACACCUUGAUUGGUGCUGUUAACAAGGAAACUGGCGAGGUCAACAAGGCCUACGACUUGAACGGUGACCAAUACAGUAUUCCCGAAUUGAUGAUUAAGUGGAAGGAAGAACAGCGUCCUUGGAUUGUUGUUGCUGAACACAACUAUGGUGAAGGUAGUGCCAGAGAGCAUGCGGCAUUGUCACCAAGAUUCUUGGGUGGUUCUGUGAUUUUGGUCAAGUCAUUUGCCAGAAUCCACGAGACUAACUUGAAGAAGCAAGGAAUGUUACCAUUGACCUUUGCCGAAGAAAGUGAUUACGACAAGAUUUCUGCUGGUGAUUUGAUCACCACCCAAAACUUGAGAGACAUGAUUGCUCAAGAUGGUAACAACGGUGGGACUUUGACUGUCAAGGUCACUAAAAAGGAUGGAUCCACUUUUGAUGUUUUAUGUAAGCACACCAUGUCUAAGGACCAGGUUGAAUUCUUCAAGGCCGGUUCUGCCAUUAACCAUAUUGGUAAUCUUAAGAGAGCCCAAGCCUGAAGGUGUUGACACCGGACUCUACUGAUGCAUAUUAAUUCCGAUUUUGGUAUUUAAUUCUACGGGUUAACUUAACUCAACUUGUCGAGCUAUCGAUACAAUGCAUAUUCAUGU